GCUAGCUUGCAUGCUAGCUGCGUUUGAAACCAUUUAAUGAGACGGUCGCCAUAUUACUCGAGGGAUACGAACCAGAAAAGAAAGGGAGAUAAGAUGGACAUAUAAAGUGCGAUCUGAUUGUUUCGUUUUUGAUAUUCGUUGUACAAUAAUCAACCAAGAUGAAUUACGCAAAACUGAAGGGUUUCGGGGCACUAUUUUUCUCCUUUUUAUCGGCGUUUGUAGGUUCCGUUUUACUGAUGGGCCCGAUGCUACCGCUCAUGAUCCUCGCUCCCCAGGUUUACCGGCGAGUAACGGACCUAAUCAUUGGAAUGUGGCUCGCUUUGCCCAUGUCUUUGCUGGAGACCUUUUUUGGAACGCAAUUCAAAGCCAUUGGUGACAAGCUGAAGCCGAACGAAAGAAGUUUGUUCAUCAUGAACCAUCGGACGAGGCUGGACUGGCUGUUCUUCAUCGCUUGCUUGUUGCGACACACCCAGCCAUCCAACCUUAAAAUCAUUCUUAAGAAUCAGCUCAAAUCAGCUCCUUGUCUCGGUUGGGCUAUGCAGGUAGCGUGCUUUAUCUUCUUAGCUCGUCAGUGGGCCAAGGAUUGUGUGUGGUUGACCUCCGUGCUCAAGUACUUCUCAGAGAUGCGUUAUGAUUUUCAGCUCCUUCUCUUCCCAGAGGGAAUCAACUUUUGUCGGACUGGACAGGAGAUCAGUAAUGCGUAUGCCCAGAAGCAUGACCUGCCACGUUAUAAAUAUGUACUCCACCCUCACACUACUGGGUUUUCUUUUACUGUGGACUAUCUUAGGCAGACCAAGAUGAUCGAUACUGUGUAUGAUGUGACAGUGGCUUACUGCGACACUGUCCCUGAGAAAGGUGAGAUCGAUAUCUUCAGAGGCAACAUCCCCAAGGAGAUGCAGUUCUUGAUCCACAAGUACCCCAUCAGUGCUCUCCCGCAGAACAAGGAAGACCUUGACAACUGGUGCGUCGAGAAAUGGAAGGAGAAGGAGCAUCGACUGGAGAAGUUCUACACCGGCAACAAGACCUUCGAGGGGCAGGAGGAUGGAAAGCUGGAGAACCUGUCGAGCCAGUCUGUCUGGAAAGUCUAUUUCAUUAUUGCAUGCUGGCUGUACGCUGUGUUGUUCUCUGCUUGGCUCUUGUGCACAUCCUCCUUCGUGCUCUGGGGAUCCAUCGUCAUCAUGACGGCGUUCGUGGUCAUUGGAAAGUACUUUGGUGGAGUCGACAAUAUCUCGAUUGCGAGUUUCAACUUCACGCAAGAUCUGACGCAUAAAGCGAGGACCACUUGAUAAGUUGUCUCAUGUACCGUGUUUAUCCACGAUGACUCUUUAUUAUCAAACACAGAACAGAGAUUAUUUUUCACAAAUGGUUCUUGUUUAUGGGGCAGUCACAUUUCCCCUAUGGAGGGCGAAUGGCAAUUCAAAAUAGCUGUUUUUUUUAUGAACCAUGUGGGCACUGUAGGGGAAAUGUGGCCACAGAUUUGGAAGGGAUGGGCACUAUCAGACUACAUGAUGUACCAUAAUCAAUUAAUUGCUUUAAAAACUAUACCUGAAGAAUACUUUGUAGGGUAAAGACACUGCGAGAUAUAAUUGCAACAAAUAUUUCCUUAUCUAUUAGCAUUUUAUAUUGAAUAACAUAAAUAAAAAAAUCAUGGUAUGAAUAAGUGGAGGGAGUCAUAUGUACAAAAAUAUUUGUGUCCAAAUUGUUGUUUAUUGCAAAAGCAAACACUGGUAUUAUAAUACCUCAGCCUCUUUUCAUGGUGAAAUUGUAUAUAAAUGAAGUUUAUAGGUCAACAAGACUUUGAUUGGAGAUUUAUAAAGCUUUGGCCUGCCUCUUUCAUUAAAAUGGUACUAUCUUGUUUUGUACUAAUGUGCUGCUGUAAUGGCAAAAUAUGAAGAAGUUUUAUUGUCAAUUGAUAAUUUCCUUGAUUUUUGUAUAACUUAAGUUAUGUAUUGCCUCCCAUAUUUGCUGCGUUCUGAUAUGAUGGUUUGAAUAGAAAGGAUAUGAUGAUUUUCCCCUUCUCCUUUUUGAAUACUAAUGGGAUUGAAAAACUAAUCCUGGAGAUAUUCUCUGACGGAUAAUGUUGUAUGAAAAAUUGCCAUUUGUGACUAUUUGUGAUCAUUAUGGAAAAAAAAAUUUAAAAGAAUAUUUAUUCAUGUCAAUCAAAUCUUUGCUCUAUGAUAUUAUCUGAUAAUGGAUAACAAUGAAUAGGCUACUAAACUGGGUCAUGUUUAUUAUGUAUUAUUCUCUGAAAAUAUUUCUUUACACUUUCCCCUCCCCUUUUCAUGUCACAAAAAAUUCUACUAUUACCAAUUUCUUUCCUGUUUUAAAUCACCAAAUACUAUUUUUUCCUUCAUGAUAUUGUGUGGAAAUUAAUGUAAUAUAGUGUGACUUUUAUUACAAUAUGAAUUAAUCAUGUUCUAUAAUCGUUGAGAUUAUGUAUAGAUAUUAGAAUGAAUGACGGAAUUGUGAUUUUAUUUCAGAAAUUGACAAGCUGAAUGAAAAGUAAAUGAAGAACACCUCGUUUUAAACCAGGUUGUGAUGAUACUUGAUUAUGCAUAUGAUCUUUUGAAAUAAAAUAUCCAAUUAAUCAUGUUUGUAUAAAUCAGUGGCUGAAUUGAUAUGCUUUUUAUGAUGAUAUUAUAAUUGACGAGUAAGAUUUAUGAUGACUUUUCAUGUCUGAUUCACCGCACUUUGAUAUGUUUGAUGUAUGUGUACUGUCUUGUCUAUUUUUGCUAAUUUAUUGUGGUAUAAUUCUAAGAUUUGUAGUGAUCAUUUCCUGUGAUUUUCACUUCCUAAUCACAAACAAGGAUGGAAGUUUGUUUAUUUUCCUAACAUGUAAGCAUUCAUGCAGAUCAUACCACAGUGCUUGAAAUGCACUAUGUGUUAAACUAGGCUUUAAUAGAUACAUGCAUUUCAUUCCUCUGUGUGAUGUGAAGAAAUGAUUUUCUAGUGAUUGACUACAUCAAAACUAAAUAUGAAAUCCUUAAAGCAUUUUCUAUUUAAUGAAUAAUUAGAAAUCAAGUUUUCAAGUAAAUUGUUUUUGUGAAAUUAAUAAAUGAAGAAAACAAUUUCACAAAUUUUCUCCACACAUGAAAUUAAUAAUAAGAUUUGAUGAACAAUUUAAAUGUUAAUUUGAUUAAUAAACCUAUUCUGAACAAACCGAAUGAGCCAAUUAGCAAAAUAUCAUAAUGAUAGAAAUUAGUUUUAAUACUAUAAAAAGAAGCAUCUUGCCUUAAAAUUUUAAAACAAAGUUGCCAUUGCUUGAUGCAAGCCCGUAAACUUGCUGCCGCUCAUACUGGCAUUUAUGUGCUGUAGAGUCAAAAUCUAUAAAUCAAAGCGAAAUAUAUGUAUGUGUGUGUGUUUCCCAGUUUGCAAAAUACUCUUUGGAAUAUAUAUUUUUUAUCAUCUAGAAGGCAGUUUAGCUAAUGUUCUAAAAUUUGCUGUCGAGUACAAAAGCAAAUAAAAACACAUUACAUAAUAGUUUUCUAUUGAAAGACUAAUAUAUCCCUUGCAAGUUGGAGUUAUUGUAUCGAAAAUAUGUGAGGUCGAUCUCAUAUUAGUGAUAAUAGUGAAAAAAGGUUUUUAUUAACUCAAUUUAGGUGAGUUAAAAUGAAGAAAUAGGGUACUUCAUUAAAUCUUAACUAACUUAGGACAAUUGGGUUCUGGUUAUUCACAAGCUUUACUUGCUUUUGAUAUAUCCAAAUGUUUACUAUGGUAUUCUGUUUGAUA
Molecule: messenger RNA, 3729 nt
Organism: Lytechinus variegatus (green sea urchin)
Lineage: Eukaryota; Metazoa; Echinodermata; Echinoidea; Temnopleuroida; Toxopneustidae
Product: lysocardiolipin acyltransferase 1-like
Exons: 6
Coding region: 159-1286 (375 amino acids)
Cellular component (GO): endomembrane system
Molecular function (GO): acyltransferase activity
Source: RefSeq, a predicted model, not a curated record